Vanessa atalanta (red admiral) is the source of this 668-nucleotide messenger RNA. RefSeq names its product small nuclear ribonucleoprotein F (gene SmF). Gene Ontology annotation, molecular function: RNA binding. NCBI's taxonomy places the organism in Eukaryota, Metazoa, Arthropoda, Insecta, Lepidoptera, Nymphalidae. The record is from RefSeq and is a predicted model, not a curated record. Gene Ontology annotation, cellular component: catalytic step 2 spliceosome; U1 snRNP. Gene Ontology annotation, biological process: spliceosomal snRNP assembly; mRNA splicing, via spliceosome. The coding region runs from base 111 to 377 and encodes 88 amino acids. The transcript has 3 exons.
CUGAAUAUUAAUUGUCAUUGUCACUUUGUAAUCUUUGCUUCCAUACAAAACGACGCGGCUUUUAGCAAUUCGCGGCUUUUAGUUCAUUAGUACUAAAAUAAAACACAAAAAUGGCGGCGGCUAUGCCUAUUAACCCUAAACCAUUCCUCAACAGCCUUACGGGCAAGUCAGUUCUUGUUAAAUUAAAGUGGGGUCACGAAUAUAAAGGCUUAUUGGUUUCAGCAGAUGGAUACAUGAACUUACAACUAGCCAAUACGGAAGAGAUUGUUGAUGGAUCUUGUACAGGUAAUCUUGGUGAAGUUCUUAUAAGAUGCAAUAAUGUGUUAUAUGUUAGAGGAGCGGAAGAAGAAGAUGAAGAAGGUGAAAUGAAAGAAUAAAUUUAGGUGUAAUUUGUGUAAAAUUAAAUUAGGAAUGUACAUUUGAAUAAUUUUAUCCAUCCUACUCUCAUAUAAGUGAAAAAACCCUCUAAUUGAUGGAGAAUAAGUUGAAAUACCAAAUUAUUCAACAAAACUAACAAUAGUCACUAUUUGAGUGGUCGAAAUAAAUAUUCUAUGUUACUAGUUAAGGUAUUUCACCGAGGUGAAAGUAAUAAUAUAACUUAAGUUGUAACUCUCCAAUGGAUAUUUUGAAAAUGUGAUUUUUCCACCUAAAUAUAAGAUUUAAAUAUU